Molecule: messenger RNA, 1972 nt
Organism: Antrostomus carolinensis (chuck-will's-widow)
Lineage: Eukaryota; Metazoa; Chordata; Aves; Caprimulgiformes; Caprimulgidae
Gene: SLC30A9
Product: solute carrier family 30 member 9
Exons: 11
Biological process (GO): intracellular zinc ion homeostasis; zinc ion transport; transmembrane transport
Cellular component (GO): membrane; endoplasmic reticulum
Molecular function (GO): monoatomic cation transmembrane transporter activity
Source: RefSeq, a predicted model, not a curated record
CCACGCUCCAGUGCAGCAGCUAUGUUUUUCAAGGGACCAGGGAAGGUGGUAAUGGUAGCUAUUUGCAUAAAUGGGUUGAAUUUUUUCUUUAAGCUACUUGCUUGGGUUUACACGGGUUCUGCAAGUAUGUUUUCAGAAGCCAUACAUUCUUUAGCAGACACAUGUAACCAGGCAUUGCUAGCUUUGGGCAUCAGUCAGUCUGCAAGGACGCCUGACCCUAGUCAUCCGUAUGGUUUCACAAACAUGCGCUAUAUUGCCUCCCUGAUUAGUGGAGUGGGCAUUUUCAUGAUGGGUGCAGGACUUUCUUGGUAUCAUGGGAUCAUAGGUUUACUCCACCCUCAUCCUAUAGAAUCUCUUCUCUGGGCAUACUGCAUUUUAGCAGGGUCAUUGGUGUCUGAAGGAGCUACCCUUCUGGUUGCUAUAAAUGAAAUUCGCAGGAGUGCUCGAGCCAAGGGUCUGUCAUUCUAUCAAUAUGUUGUGCAGAGUCGUGAUCCUAGUACAAAUGUGGUGUUACUGGAAGACGCUGCAGCAGUUCUGAGUGUGGCUGUAGCUGCUACCUGUAUGGGUCUGACUUCUUUAACAGGAAACCCUUAUUAUGACAGUGUGGGGUCUCUAGGGGUUGGAACUUUGUUAGGAACUGUGUCAGCAUUUCUAAUCUACACCAACACUGAAGCCCUGCUGGGACGAUCCAUUCAACCUGAACAGCUGCAGAGACUCACCGAGUUACUGGAAAGUGAUCCUGUAGUAAGAGCAAUUCAUGAUGUUAAAGCCACAGACAUGGGAAUGAGCAAAGUGAGAUUCAAGGCAGAAGUAGACUUUGAUGGAAGGGUUGUUACUCGUUCUUACCUGGAAAAACAAGACAUUGAACAGCUGCUACAAGAAAUUCAACAAGUGAAAACCCUUGAAGAAUUAGAAGCCUUCAUGCUUAAACAUGGUGAGAAUAUCAUUGACACACUGGGAGCUGAAGUAGAUAGACUUGAGAAGGACCUAAAGCAACGAAAUCCUGAUGUUCGUCAUGUGGAUUUGGAGAUACUAUAGACUUGGCAGAAGAAAUCUUCAGGCUGCUACCGUUUUGGAAAGAAGUCGUGUAAAGGGCUGAAAAGCUUGUGAAGUUGCAGUGACCUCAGCACCGUACCUCACUUACUUUUGCAGUAGGCUUCCUGCACUGUUAGCACUGCUUCUGUUUCUGGAACAGCGCUAGACUCGCAGACAAAAAUUCCCAUGGCAAAAUCCAUUUUAAAAAGCUACAUGACUUAACUUCCACAGAAGAGUCUGUCAGUAUCUUUACUGCAAUUCAGAACUUAAGACUUGAGGUUUAGUUAGGCAAAUAUAGCUGCCUGAAAAUAUAUAGCACACUUAGUUUUUCCAUUUGUGUCCCUUUGCAGUCAGUUUGCACUUCUUUAAUUUCUUUCAAGAUAUCAUUAAAGGUUCUUGGGAGAUAUUAAGAUUAGAUAGAAAGAGUUUGUUCCAGUGGAACCUGCCAACCUUAAACUAAUUGUAAUAUUUCAACUGUGUGAUUGUUUCACAGUUUUUCUUUUCUGUGAGAUAAAUUCUUUAAAACAGGCACUGGCCUUCUCUCAGGUACCAUGACCUGGAAACCUGCUUUUUGCCACCAUGGUGAUCAACAACCACACUUCAGAAAAGUAAGGUUUUUCUCCUCAGUGGAGUCAGCUGUAUGUGGUUAGCCAGAGUACAUUCAGUUGCUGUGAAGAAAUUACUGUGUAGGAAGUUCACUGAAAUCUCUCAGUUUAAAUUUUGUUCUUUUUUCCCUACUUUGACGCUUACUCUCUUAUUUGUAUCUUCAGAUGUAAUCUGGAAGAUAUUUAUGGUAGUGUUUAUUAAAAGUUACCUGGUAUUUUUGGCUUUUUAUACCUUUAAUAGGCUGUAUUGCCAGAUAUGGCCUUUGCUAGAAGGUGUAAGAGAUGUAGUUGGAAGUUACAAUAGUAAAAAAAAUGUAUUAUUUAUAAUUAAA